UGAAAGGGGCCGAAACAGGGUUUAUGGAGCGUGUUCGCAACGCUCUUUAACAUCGCGUGGUAACCCUAUCUCUCACCUGACAAGACAGACGGCAACCGCAAUGGUUUUGCAUUUUUUCUCUGAAUUAUUUUAUUUAUUUAAUGACGACAGCAUUCAAACGACAUAAAUAUCCCCCUUCACAGCUUAACCUGGGGAAGGAAAAGCUAAUAAGGAAACUCCUUUCAAGAUAUAUAAAAAUGAAAGGAGCUCUAUUUGCUGCAAAGCCAGAUGAAGAGGCUCUCAAAGAGCUGCUUGAUGUAUUUGGUUCUCAGUUUUCUCUUGAGGACAUAGCUUCUGCUUAUUACGAGUCAAAAGGGGAUGUCAAUGUUACAGGCAAAAUUCUUUGUGCAAGAAAUGAUGGAAGGACCUUGAGUGCUAGGGCUAAUACAUUUGAAAAUAAGUCAGCGGGAUGGGAAAGUGUAAGUGCAGUGUCUUCAGAAUAUACAUCCAGCAAUCCCAGCACUGGUGCAUUAAAGUCGAAAAAAUCUUCUGUAUCAAUGGGCAGUGUUACAGGUGUGAUAGGAAAAAACUUUGUCAAACCAGGGCCAUCAAGAUUGGACUCUCCUGUGACUACCAAACCUGUGAAAAUAGAUUCAAAGGAAUUUCCCGUCUCUGUGAUAUGGAGUGAAGAAGGUCCUGCAAGUAGAACAACAAGGAAUGGCACCACACAUGGUGAUCUGAAGGAAUUUCUGUUCAAGAUGCUAGAAGAUGGUUUUCAACUUGACAACUCUGUAAUUGAAGGACUACUUGAUUGUUGUGGUUAUGAUGUGGAAAAGAGCAUGGACGAACUGCUUGACUUGUCAGCUUCAACUCUAGAAAAGUCUGAUGAUGUUAUUGGUAUAGCUGCUGAGAAGUUUACAGGGAAAUGUCCAGAUGACCAAUUAGUUUUAGUCCAAGACAAAUCGCAAUGCAAAGAAUUUGUUCACAGUGAAGAAGCUACAUCUAUGAUAAGAAAUCCAACAGGAUCUCCAAGAAGAAAAAAAGAUAGGCUCGCUCUGGAGAAAGAAAUCUUAGAAUCAUUAUUCAGUGUUCCUGAAAGAUCUGAGGAAGCAUCAAAAAGAACUCAUUUAGUUAGGGUGGUGAGGAGAUCAAGGGCAUUUGGUGAAUUGGUGACCGAACCUCUCAAGGACACAGAUACCAGUCUUACAACUACUGCUGUGGAACUGCAGAAAAUUUCGAAAGAUGUUGUGACGAGGAAAGGUCCACUCCUCCCACAUCGGGCAAGAACGGUGGAAGAUGGACAUGAUGACGAUGAGAAUAGCUAUGAUAUGUUACGUCAAGCUGUGAAGGAGUAUUGGAUCACAAUGAAGGAGUACUGUAAAGCUGCUAUUGAGGCAUUUGCUGAGGGUGAUAAGGCACGAGCAAGCAAACUCAUGGAGCUAGUUCAUUUUUUUAACAAAAAGGCCCGAGAGGCAGAUGAAAGAUCUGCUGAAAAGAUUCUUGAAACCAGUUGCAGAGAUGAUGAAGUUUUACCUCUUGACUUGCGUAACUUUGAGCCCAAGGAAGCUGUUAAUCUUCUCAGAGUGCAUUUAACUUCUGUUUCUGGCAUCCCUUCUAUCAAGUAUCUAAAGGUCAUAGUGGGAACCAUUGAAGAAGAUACUAAAAAAGGGGCUCGAAAACGACUGGUUAAGAAACAGCUUGAGAAGGAAUCAAUUAAAUGGAAUGAGGAGGAUAAUGGUCGAAUAUUAUCAAUUCGAGUCGAUGUAAUCAACCCAAAGCACCUGAGCUUUGCAAAGAAUAAGAAUCCGAUGAAUAUGUGAUCCUCCUAAACAGAAAGGCUCAAUCAUUUCAAGGUUUUUGGUAAUACAGACUCAACCAUAGCAGUCAUCUACAAAAAGGGAAAAUUGAACAGCUUAGACAAAAUAUGGCAAUUCUUUUUCUUUUUUUUUCCAUUCAAAAUCCGAAAGAAAGUGUGCAUGUUUGAGUUUUCUCCGUCUCUUUUUCCUUCUUUUUCUUAUAAACAUGGUGGUAGAAACUGGGUUGUCAUGCAUCUUCAAUGGCUGCAAUAUUGGAACUUUGUUCUAAUACAAUUGACGUUGAUAC
This is a messenger RNA of Theobroma umbraticum, 2082 nucleotides long. RefSeq names its product silencing defective 5 (gene SDE5). Lineage: Eukaryota; Viridiplantae; Streptophyta; Magnoliopsida; Malvales; Malvaceae. The record is from RefSeq and is a predicted model, not a curated record.